Molecule: messenger RNA, 1348 nt
Organism: Coccinella septempunctata (seven-spotted ladybird)
Lineage: Eukaryota; Metazoa; Arthropoda; Insecta; Coleoptera; Coccinellidae
Exons: 5
Coding region: 442-1020 (192 amino acids)
Source: RefSeq, a predicted model, not a curated record
UAGUCGCACUCCCUGGUUUCUGUUACUCCAUUUAUGACUCGCGCAUCAUUUCCGUGCUCCUAACCUCAAAUUGUUGAGCAGCAUUUCGAAUUCGAGCAUUUGAAAUUUGAAAGUUAAGCAGAAGUAAAGGUGAACAUUAGAGACAGUCUCUGGUAAAUUGUAGCAAUUAUAAUCGUGUGAAGUAAAUAGAGAGAGAGAAAAAAAAGUUUAUUUUAUGGCCAUCGACCUAGGUCCUUCAGCCCAAGUAAAUAUAUUUGUGCAAAAUGGUGAAUUAUUGCAGCGUGUAUAAUUGCAAAAACAGUAGUGUUAAGAAUCCUAAACUUAUUUUUUUUCUCAUACCAGGAGACACUUUCAGGUGAGUUAUUGAAUAAGCACGUGUUAAUGUUGGUAAAUUUUUGGUAAUAUUUUAGUUAAACUGCUAUACUUCGUACAUGCACGUGAAUGGUAUCUUAUUUAAUUUUUCCUAUCAUUUUCAGGCAAAUGAUUUGGCUUCCAAAAAUGGGAAGGCAAGAAUGGAUUCUGAAAAGACCAGAACUUCUCCACAAAAAAAGAAUAUGUAGUGAGCAUUUUUCUAAAAAAAUGCUAUCUGGAAGUAGAUUAAAAAAGGAUUCUUUUCCAGAUUUAUUCAAAGAAGGCAUUGGUGAGAAAGGGGUGAAUGUAAAUGCUUCAACUUCUGCUUCAACAUCUUCAAUGGAUAUUGAAAAUAAUGAGACCGUAGAUGAAUGCCGUGAGAUUUCUAUAAACCCCAACAUAUAUACUACACCAGAAAAGAAACCAGAAGAAACACAAACAUCUCCUAGUUUGUCUUCAGCCACUCCGAGGAAAAGAAAGUUACAAUCAGUGGUGAAGAAUUUGAAACGAAAAUUAGUUGCAACUCCAGAGAAGAAAUCUGUAGAUAUAAGUGAUGAAGAUUUCAUCCGAUUUUGUAGAAAAAAUUUCAAUUCGACCCUGGCAGAUUUUAUGAUCUCCCAAUUGAAGCUUCGAAAAAGGAAACCUCAUGGCUAUAGGCCAUUUCAUUAAAGACAAGGAAUAUGGACGAUGCAGCAAAGGAUUGCAUUGUGUGUGUUGACGAGAUGUCAAUAAAAACCCAUUUAUUUUACAAUAUCUCAUUGGAUCAAAUUAUUGGAUUUCACCAAUCCUUGUGAGAAAUUUCCUUGGAAUUACUUAUUAAGUUUGUAUGUUAGAUUAAGAAUUUUUUACACACUUAAAUUUUGCAAUAGAAACUUCAUUGCACAAAAAACAAACAAAAAAGAAAAAAAAAUUAUAAAAAUUUUACAUUUAUAGAUAUAUUAUUUGUUUCUCGUGUUUUUUGUAUUAUAUGUAUGUAUUAAUAAAAUUUUAUUCAUUA